GAAAACAGUCAGUCAAAGAUUGUACCUCUCUUGACGCAGACUACCAGAAUCACUGCAGAUAUAAACAAGACGCAGAUUAAAAGAUGUCUAAAGUUAUCCUCGUGGUGUUAGUUGCAUUUCUUGGUGUAGUGACGGCAGCCAUUGUUGACUGGGACGCUGUCGAYGAUGAACCAUUUCUYUUUAAACGAAGACCUGAGUCGGUCAACAUAAGGAGGUGUCUUGCUGCCCAUAAUGAAUAUCGCAGACGCCAUGGAGCACCACCCCUAAUAUGGGAUACAGAAUUAGCCAAUGAUGCACAGAACUACGCCAACAAACUAGCAGCGGAACAUGCAUUUAGGCAUGACCAAAAAGAACUAACAGUUAAAAAUGAAGGAGAGAAUUUGGCAUCUUCAAUGGGAGCCAAGUUAGAUUGCGCGGGGGCGACGAAGUUGUGGUAUGAUGAAGUCAAAGAUUAUGAUUUCUCACAUCCUGGAUUUAACCAUAAAACAGGGCACUUCACUCAGGUUGUUUGGAAAGCAACUAAACGUGUUGGAGUUGGUAUUUCCUCGUCAGGCAAAGAAUACCGUGUUGUAGCUCGCUACAGCCCCCCAGGGAACUAUUUUGGACAAUUUGCUGAGAACGUAGAGCGUUGAAGACGUACGUCGUUAGCGAUAUCAUGUUUAUCCUAGUUUAGAUAGCUGGAACAUAACCCUAUGCAGUCAAAGAUGGCAUAUACCUAAGUUUUGCUUUUUCAUAAAAAGACGUUGAAGUUGUUGCGUUGCUUUCUAGAAAUAGAGAAUAAACUAUUGCUACUGGGAUUGUGUAAUCUUAAAAAAUAUUAAAGGUGAUUAACUAAAAAUAUUUAUCAUAUAAUCAAAAAGACUCUUGUAAUGCAAUGCAAUAAUUAUAUUCAAUAAAUAAAGAUUACCUUUUUGCGUA
Messenger RNA from Exaiptasia diaphana, 918 nucleotides. Its product is annotated as ectin. Gene Ontology annotation, cellular component: extracellular region. The coding region runs from base 84 to 632 and encodes 182 amino acids. The record is from RefSeq and is a predicted model, not a curated record. The transcript is spliced from 5 exons. NCBI's taxonomy places the organism in Eukaryota, Metazoa, Cnidaria, Anthozoa, Actiniaria, Aiptasiidae.